Sodiomyces alkalinus F11 is the source of this 708-nucleotide messenger RNA. RefSeq lists its product as hypothetical. The record is from RefSeq and is a predicted model, not a curated record. Bases 1 to 708 code for a protein of 235 amino acids. The transcript has 6 exons. NCBI's taxonomy places the organism in Eukaryota, Fungi, Ascomycota, Sordariomycetes, Glomerellales, Plectosphaerellaceae.
AUGCAAUCGACACCUGCAUCCACGUACAAGUCAUUCGAGGGCAGAAUAUGUGCUCAAUGUCUACGAGGUGGCUUGACUCUUUCCGAGUCCCUACAUUACAUGUAUCGUCUGCACUCUGCAGACUUCAUUCCGAAGAGCGGUCAGCGGCCAUCGCUCCGAGACAUGCAUAUGGUCGGCACCAUCCGCCUGCGCCAACGAAUGAUUUUGAUUUACACAUGCACUUAUCUUCGUCUUUGCUUCUGGCCAUCUAGGGGUGGGUUGGAGUCUGGGACCUGUGGGUGGCUAUUCGAGGAGCUGCGGAGGUUGAGGACAGUGGUAGAGAGCUGCAACCGUAGCUGCAGCCUGGGCCGCGGUCUCGCGUCAACAUGGGUGACUUUGCUUGGAAGUCCAGGGGUCAACUCGAGAGUGUCGUCAACCUCCAUUCCGAGGCGUCUGCAUGUGCCGUACAACGUAUCAAAUCUCAACUUCAUCUAUUGCAUGUGGUCUUCCACCACCAUUCUUCGUGCUCAGUCUGCCCGGUCUGCCCGGUCUGACCUGUUUGCUGCCCCCCCUUACCAUUCCCUCUCGUCCUUUCUCAGCUCUGAACUUACGCAAGGCAGCUGCAUCCAUAUUCCUAGCGGCAGCAUGCGGUUUUGGACCGUUUUGGACCGUUUUGGCGAGCAGGCGGCAGGAAUCACAAUGCCGGAUGUCCAAGAGACUGAGGAAUGA